GACACCGAAAGAGCGGACGACGACGACGACGGUGAUUCUCAGUGCGCGUCUCCCGACAAUCGAAAUCGAAUUGUAAAAAAUCGAAAACGCGUAAUUUUUCCAGUGCGAAAAAUAUUGGAAAGAAAAACUAUCCACAAAAAUUAAAUGCUAUUUUUUUCACGUGCUCGCGAGUGAUUUAUGAAAAGUGAAGUUGAAAUAUUGAAAACUAAAGAACCUUCAGGAUGAGCUGCGUCUGAUUGAACCCUUACCGUGUCAGAUCUCAGAUCUCCAAGCUCCAAAAUGAUACUGAUUUUGAUCCUCAUCCAGUUCCUGGCCAGCUUCACCAGUGGCAGCAAUCUCGGCCUGAAUGGCCACCAAGUGGCGGCCGGUUCGAAUGGAUUACAGUGCCAGCGGAUCAGCGUUUCCGCCUGCCAAGGUCUUGGCUACAACAUGACCGCGUUGCCCAACCUGGCGGGUCACACCAAUCAGCUGGAGGCUGAGCUGCAGAUCGCCAAGCUCUUGCCCCUGAUCGAGUCCGGCUGCUCUCGACGCGCCCGCUUCCUGCUCUGCUCGGCCCUCUUUCCGCUCUGCACGCCGGACGUGCCGCGUCCGGUGACGCCCUGCAAGUCCCUCUGCGAGACCGUCCAGAGCGAGUGCUCCCAGAAUGCUCCGCCCGAGCUGAUGGAGCUGUGGCCGCCAUUCCUGGGCUGUGCCGGCCUGCCACAGCCGGAGAAGCACGAGCUUUGCAUGCGGAUACCGGAGGAGGGCGAGGCACCCACCACAAGUCCUCCUUCCAGUCCACCCGAGGGUCAUUUGCCGGCUCUAUCCCCAGGAGACAGAGAGAUCUCCUUGCCGCAGCAGCAGCUUCAGGCAUAUCGCUUUUGGAACAGUGCAGGAGGCGGAGGAGCAGGAGCAGGAGGAGGAGGAGGAGGAGGAGUAGGAGGAUCUGCAGCGGGGCCAGGAGGAGUUGGAAGUGCCACCCAGGGACUAGCUUCAUCCACGAUCUUUUGCCCGCAAAACUUUAGCGGCAGCCACCUCGAUCCGGAUGUGUGUGUGCCGCAGUGCCAGCGGGACGCCUUCCAUACGACCGCCCAGAAGAAGCUAUCGGAGAGCUUGAUACUGGGCCUCUCGGCCGUCUGCUUUGUGCUCACCCUCUUCGCCCUGGUCACCUUCUGGGCGGAGCCCACUCGCUUUGGCUAUCCCGAGCGGCCGGUGCUCUUCCUGUGCCUGUGCUACAACCUGUUUAGCGUUUGCUACCUGGAGAGGAUCGUGUUCCACAAUCAGGCGAGGAGUCUGGCCCAGCUGCAGGAGCAGGGAAGGCCGGCGGGAUUGAGAACCGCCUGCCCGCUGAGUCCGCCGUGCCUGGCCUCGUAUAUAACCACCUCAUACUUGAGCCUGUGCGCCGCCAGCUGGUGGCUCAUCUUUGCCCUGUGCUUCUACCUCUCCUCGCACAAGAAGUGGUCCAGCGAGGCGCUGGAGAAGCGCUCGGGUCUGUUCCAUGUUUUGGCCUGGGUGCCGCCGCUGGCGCCACCGAUAGCUGCCCUGCUCCUGGACCGCGUGCGUCCCAGCGAGCUGACUGGGAUGUGCUAUGCCCCCGGAUUUGUGGAGCUGCCCGCUCUGGUGCUGCUGCUGCUGGGCCUGUACUUUACGCUGCGCGCCUCCAGAUCGCUGCUCUCGCUGCAGCAGCAGCUCCAGCCGUCGCUGGCCCUGGCCCACCAUCGUUUCGGCCAGAUUCGUAAGCGUUUCGUUGUCUUCUCGCUGCUGUAUUUUGCACCCACGGCCGCCGGAGUGGUGGCCGCUCUGUGCGAACGUUAUGCGGACUCGGUGGUGCCCAGCUGCUCCACGCCCGAGGACUGUGCCUCGCCCACCCCGCUGAGUGCCUGGCCGGCGCUGCUGAGGAUAUUCUUCCAAUUGGUCGGCGGUACACUGACGGGCCUGUGGGUGUGGUCCCGCAAGACCUGCGAGAGCUAUCGGAAUCGUCUGGUGGCCGGCGGCGCGGGUGGCGGUGGAGUCGGUGGGACACACACCUCGGCGCUGAUGAACCCCACCAAGGCGGGGGUGGUGGUGGCCGGAGCGGGGCCGCUGCCCAAGAAGCAUCUGUAUACCAGCGGUAAAUCCAUGCUGCCCAGCGGUGGCAUAACGACGCCGCUCUACGCGGGCAUCAGCUUCCACAAUGUGCCCGUCUACAAUCCGAAUCAGUCGAGGGUUUAGCGAGGGUUCACUGUACUGCCAACCAAGAACCAAUCCUGAAGGAAUCCAGCAGAAGGCUUUAAGCUCUGAUCUGAGUACGUGGACCAGCUCCAUGUAUGCGUAGUCUGUAGGAAUAACUGAAAUGUGUUAAUAGUUUUAGAGUCUUAAUUGUAAUUAUUAUUAUUAUUAUUAAUAUUAUUAUUAUAAAUUUUACAAGUCUUGGUAGGUUUCCUAGUAGUUAAGCCUGUACAUAGAAGAAAUGUUCUUUUUUUUUGGCGUAAUUUAAUUGAAUUUAGGCUUAAAAGUUCAAUUUAAUUGCUAAUGUUAAU
Molecule: messenger RNA, 2498 nt
Organism: Drosophila kikkawai
Lineage: Eukaryota; Metazoa; Arthropoda; Insecta; Diptera; Drosophilidae
Gene: fz3
Product: frizzled 3
Biological process (GO): non-canonical Wnt signaling pathway; canonical Wnt signaling pathway
Cellular component (GO): plasma membrane
Molecular function (GO): Wnt-protein binding; Wnt receptor activity
Source: RefSeq, a predicted model, not a curated record